ACAUAAAUGACGUUGAAGUUAUGAAGAAUAGAUUGCUUUCAGAUGGAACACUGGAACGGAUAGUAUAAGGAAUGCGAACAAGGGGGAACUACAAUUUUUGCUGAGAUGGCGCGGUGGGAAGCGCCUAUCCGGCUCACAACGAUUUGGCUUCUCGCGUGUCUGGUGCCGAUAACAUGGGCUACUCCAGGGCCGUGCGAGGUGGAAACGGGUCAAUCCAGCAUCAUCGUUGACAUAGAAGAGAGCAGAGGGGACCAAGUCAAUCAAACAACAGUACCGGCUGAGCUACCAGUCGUCGGCGAGCCAGAUGUAGACGUGAUACUGUCCACCGUGUUUCCGAAAGGUCCGACGUUAUUUCAGCUCGAUGGCAAAAGACUACAAUUACUCCAGCCCUUAGAUAGAGAUGCCGAUAACUUAUCCCAUAUGGUGUUUCAGCUGGUUUGUCAAGUGAAAGCGACAAAGAAGAGGCGAACUAUACCGGUGAUUGUGCGAGUGUCAGAUAUAAACGACAAUGCGCCUGUGUUUCAGGGCACGCCCUAUGAAACGAGUAUAUCAGAGCUUAUUCCAAUAGGCACUACGAUAUUUGAUGGCAUUCGAGCAGUAGACCCUGACGCAGGAGUGAAUGGUCUUUCGGAGUAUUUCAUAAUAGCAGGAGACAAUAAAACCCUAGAAGCUGCCAAUGCCGUCGAUGGUUAUGGAUACUUUGCCAUACCUCUACCGCAUCAAGGACAAGUCACAGUUAACAGAACUUUGGAUUACGAGCGCACGAAGAAGUAUCUAGUCACUAUUGUUGCUUCUGAUCGCGCCCGCGAUACAAAACGCCGACUAUCAAGCACUACAACAUUAACUGUGAACGUACAAGACGAUGACGAUCAAGAUCCUUCCUUCAUUUACAAAGGUUGUACGCUGCACGAAGGCGCUUGUAUUAAUCCAGAGUACACCAGUUACGUCAACGGUGGAGUUCUAGCAGGUAUAUUAACGAUAGAACCAGAAAAGAUUCAGGCAGUCGAUAUGGAUACUUUGAAUGCUCGUAUUAAGUACACCAUAGAGAGCGGUGAGCCUGAAUCGUGGACUACGUACUUCGAUAUAGAUCCUAAUACCGGCGCAGUGAGGCAGUUGGUCCCCGUGGAUACGAGCAUCGCGAAAAAAUUCCAUUUAAUAAUUAAGGCCGAAGAAACAUCAGAAGCGAAACGCUUUACAACAGCGAAGCUUACGAUAACUGUACGACCAGUCGACGCAAGUCCCCCCGUUGUUAGUGCAACUUCGGAUGAGGGUCAAGUCGAGGAGAACUCGCCGAAAGGGACCAAGGUGCUGGAUAGUCAAGGCCAACCGAUACAGUUGAGCGUUUCUGAUCCCGACUUGGGUCCAGGAGAUCUAAUACCGAAAUAUACAUUCGAAUUAACAACUAGUUUCUUCGAUAUCGAUAAAGAUGGCCAUCUUGUUGUAAGCGACGAUCGACUGGACCGAGAUCCUCCAAAUCCUGGCAAAUUUAGAUUCCAAGUCGUGGCUCGUGAAGCGAACGGUGGUGCGGCAUCAGCGCCGUACUCCUUAGCAGUUCAACUUUUGGACCAGAACGAUAACGCGCCCAUUAUACCCAAGACACAACCUCACACUGUACCUGCUAGCUUGGAACCUACCGCUGUUUAUAAGGUGGAGGCAACUGACAUCGAUGAGGGUGAGAACGCCCGCAUCUCAUACAAUAUCCAUCACGUAUCUAACAACGGAGGAAACAAGUUCACGAUUGAUCCCACAACUGGUGUGAUUUCCAGUACAGGUCGCCUUCAAGCUGGUGAACAGUACAGUGUAACAAUACGAGCAACGGAUGCCAAAGGUCUCAGUUCCCAAGGCAUUGUGGAACUAUUGGUCGCACCGGGACCGAAUACCCGACCUCCACAGUUUUCAUCCAGGGAUUAUUACGCACCAGUCUCAGAAGGUGCUGCGAUAAACUCAACAGUUAUAACAGUUACGGCGAAAGAUCCAGAAAACGAAUUAGUAUCGUAUUCGAUAGUGUCGGGCAACGACUUGAGACAAUUCGGCAUUGGUUCCAACACUGGAAUUAUCACAGUUAUACGAAGACUUGAUAGAGAAGUGCUGACUAGAUAUCAGUUGAUGGUGAGAGCUGAAGAUCCUGGAAGGUUGUCUACGACCGCGACCGUUAAUAUAAAAGUUACUGACAUCAACGAUAACAACCCGAAGUUUGAUGAAGAUUCCUAUUUGUUCCAUGUUAAAGAAGGUGUGUCAGGCGAGACUGUUGGGUAUGUUCAUGCGACGGACAUCGACGAGGGCGUUAAUGCUAUGGUCAGUUACACUAUACCAUCUCAUUUGCCCUUCAUCAUUGACAAUACCACGGGAAUGAUAAGCACAAAAACUGAACUGGAUUACGAGGAAACAAAGGAUUACUCCUUCGUAGUGACAGCUACAGAUGGCGCUAUCGAUAAACGCUUAGGUACGGCCUCCGUCACGGUGCAGGUUCAGGAUGAACCGGACGAGCCGCCUAUUUUCACCCAGGCGUUGUACACUGUACAUGUCCCGGAAAACGUGCCCAACCAUCCUGUGGUUAAAGUUCAUGCUGACGACCCAGAUACGAUGCCAGAGAUCACGUACACGAUCCUCAAAGGGGACACCGAGUUAUUCUCAAUAGAUCGAAAGUCUGGUCUCAUCAGGACGUUGAGAAUGUUGGACAGAGAAACCAGUGCGAGGCACGAGCUGCUUGUCGGUACUGAAGAGAACAGCAGAGAAGGAAAUGGUGCUACUACUACAGUGGAGGUUUUGGUCGAUGACAAGAACGACAACGCGCCGGUGUUCACGGCGGUGCCGCGGCCGGUGACGGUGGAGGACUCGGCGUCCAUCGGCAGCCUGGUGGAGACGCUGGCGGCGCAGGACGCGGACGCGUCGGCGCCCAACAACCGCGUGCGGUACGCGCUGGCGGGCCGCGGGAAGGCCUCCAAGUACUUCCACGUCGAGCCCGACUCGGGCGCCGUGCGCGUGCGCGACGACCUGCGCAAGGAGACCGACAGCGAGUACACCGUGGACGUUCAAGCGUAUGAUCAAGGCGACCCUGUGAUGUCUUCGGUUGUCAGCCUAACGGUGUAUGUCAGCCAUUCAGCUACGGUACCUCCUGAUGUGCGUCUAGGGUUUGCGGACACGGUGUACACGGAGCACGUGGCGGAGAACUCUCCGAACGGCACGCUCGUGAGAACUCUUCCGAUAUGGAAUAAAAACAAGCAUUCCAAAGAUACGCCCCUCAAAUGUUUGCUAACUGACUCUUCACAAAAAGGUGUAUUUUACGUGAAACUGACAAAAGAAAGAGACUGCGCUAUCUACCUUAACAGUUCGCUCGACUAUGAAACGCUUACCGAAUACUCUCUAGAAGUCCAGCUAGAGUCUAUACAAGGUCUUAUAAACCCUGAGGGUAGUAAAGCGAUAAUUAACGUCCACGUCACAGAUGUUAAUGACAACCCUCCAGUAUUUAUUUUCCCCGAACAAUCCACCAUCGUGGCUGCGAAGGGAAAAUAUUUUGCCAUCGCUACUAAAGAUAUGCCAUUAGGAACAAAUGUGUUGCAAGUCAAGGCGAAAGAUAAAGAUAGCGGUGUAUAUGGAAAGAUUGAAUACCGUAAAAACUCUUGGACCAAAGCCGCUGAGGAACAUUUCAAUCUCGACCCAGACACUGGUGUUAUCACCAACGUCAAAGCUUUUGAAAACGUUCCCAAAGACGUACUGCCGUUCAAAUUUAAUAUCAUGGCGAGAGACAAUCCAAAGGCAGAUGAUUAUAAAACCGCUCGAGCUUCUGUUGUGAUAAACCUGCUCCAAAAAGAAAACCAGUUAAUAUAUGAAGUGUCAGAUUUGAAUGUGGACGCAAUGUCUACGUUACAAGCGCGUAGCUUAUUAUCUUCGAUAGAAGAAAAGAGCGGUCUAGUCGCCGGACUAGAAAAACUAACCCCUAGGCUAUAUUUGGGGGAGAACGGAACUCUCGAAAGUGAUUCGAAGGGUACUAACGUGUGGCUGUAUUUGCUUGAUCCGAAUACGGGCGAUAUAUUAACGAGGGAAUCGCAACCAGUAAAACAAGCCGUGUCGCGCGGCGUGCCGGUGCGCGCGCCGCUGUCGCCCGCCGCGCCGCCGCGCCGCCCGCAGCUGGCCGCCGCGCCGCUCAGCACGGCGCUGCCCGCCGCGCUGCUGGCGCUCGCCGCGCUCGUGCUCGUGGCCGCCACCGCCGCCACCGUCUACAUCUGCGCCUCGUGGAACAGAUAUAAAAAACACAAGGAGCAAGCGUUGCAACAAUACGGGACUCUUAGUAUGAGUAUGGCACCACCGAGACCACCCUCAGGAUACGAGUCCAGUGAAGAUGAUCCCGCACCGAGAUAUGAAACUCAGGUUUUGAAUAUGGCUGUGGAUGACGCAGAUCUGCAAUUAGACUUUAGUCCAAAUAACCACGCGUUCAAUAUUCAUAGCGUGCAAUAUUUAUCCAAAGAUAAUGGUGAACGUAGCCCAACCCUAUCAGAAACAGCAACAACCGCUCGAGCUUCAAGCAUCAACGAAAACGGCGGUACAUUGAACAAAGUCCACAACCACAACCAUAACCUUGACAACAUAAACAACUCAACCAUAGCGCGGAACACCCAGACUCUCAACCGCAGAACACCAAACAACCACGCAUUGAACAACGCGCUGGGAACGUUACCGAGAGCCAAUAAUAAUAAUAUAGGCGGAGGGCUGCUGGCGGCGACUCUGGGUAGGAAGAUUAAUGGAAACAAUCAUAAGAAAAAGUCUACGCAACCAAUUAUGGCGUAUGAUGAAAUCCCUGGUUUACAGAGAUCCACAGAUAAUGACAACGUAACAUUCGGGAAAAGAAAUUUCAACGGAUACACUUACGACCAGUCUCACGUGGAAACAACCACGGAGCUAUAGUUUAUACUGAGACAGAAUUAGUGAAAAGUGAUAUAUUAAUAAUAAAGUGAA
Messenger RNA from Vanessa tameamea, 4953 nucleotides. RefSeq names its product cadherin-99C (gene Cad99C). Lineage: Eukaryota; Metazoa; Arthropoda; Insecta; Lepidoptera; Nymphalidae. The transcript has 30 exons. Gene Ontology annotation, biological process: cell-cell junction assembly; homophilic cell-cell adhesion; adherens junction organization. Gene Ontology annotation, molecular function: cadherin binding; calcium ion binding. Bases 106 to 4902 code for a protein of 1598 amino acids. Gene Ontology annotation, cellular component: plasma membrane; catenin complex; adherens junction. The record is from RefSeq and is a predicted model, not a curated record.